Molecule: messenger RNA, 1821 nt
Organism: Lactuca saligna
Lineage: Eukaryota; Viridiplantae; Streptophyta; Magnoliopsida; Asterales; Asteraceae
Source: the annotation of a GenBank genome assembly
AUGGAAGACACUCGUUUUGAUCGUUUUCCGGUCACCUUAGACCCAACUGCUCAAGAAUUCCGACCGACAUACCCUUUGUCUUUACCUCCACCUCAUACAUACUACUCAUACCCAUACCCUUACAACUUCUACAGCGCUCCACUUCCUCUUCCGCCACUGCCGCCGCCCGUUUACGUUUCACCAAAGCCACCGUCUCUCGCUCCAACACUCCCACCACCAUCAAUCACCCCAACGCGUACGCUCCUCCUUAGCUCCGUCCCUGCCGAUGUGAGCGAGUCGAUUGUCAGGCGAGAACUGGAGGUGUUUGGAGACGUCAGAGCCGUACAAAUGGAGAAAGUUAGAGACGGGGUCGUCACCGUUCAUUUUUACGACCUCCGACAAUCCACGGAAGCGCUUCACGAGAUUCAGGAGCAACACAUGCAACAACAGUGUCGUCUACGGAAACACUUCGAUGCACUCACGUUUAACAAUUCGGCUCCGUCGUAUGAAUACCAUCGUAACACUUUUUUAUGUCCUCCACUCCCUCCGCCGGCGCCUGGACUCAUCGCUGGUCGCGCCGUCUGGGCACAGUUCACUUUCCCUGUCUCCGCCGGACUCCCUGAUGGAUAUAACCAAGGCACAAUCGUUAUUUUUAACUUGGACCCCGAUAUCGCCGCCGGAACACUCAAGGAAAUUUUCGAAGCUUAUGGAAGCGUGAAGGAAAUUAGAGGGACGCCAUCGAAGAAGAACCAGAGGUUUGUGGAGUUCUACGACACCAGGGAUGCAGCCAAGGCCCUUAUGAAAAUGAACGGCAAAGAAAUCGACGGCAAGACGGUGGUCGUCGAGUUCAGCCGUCCCGGUGGUCACAAAAACAGUCCCAAACACUUCCGAUUAAACCCCAUUACCUCCCCUCGACCACAGCCGAUCAUCCUUGCACGUAAAUUCCCAGCUGAGUCGGCUGCUUAUCGUCCUCCACCUCCGCCACCAUCGCCACCGGCAUCAUCGCAUAAUAACUCAAGGAGUUCGAAAGGCAUGAGCGAGCUUGGUGGAAACGGUAACGUCGUGGACUGGUAUCGUAGUUCGUUGAAGAAGACAGGAAAGAAGUUACCGGAGCAAUCAGCAAGUGGCGGUGGUGUUUGGAGCAAGCAACGGAAGGGUUCUCGACAAACGAGAGAGAAGUAUGAUCCAAGGUUUUUGAUCAAGGAAGAUGGGAUUAUUUCUGAAUCAAGCUUUUCAGAUUCAAGAACUACAGUUAUGAUCAAGAACAUCCCUAAUAAAUACAGUCAGAAACUGUUGCUAAAUAUGCUGGAUAACCACUGCAUUCACUGCAACGAGCAGAUAACCGGCGGCGAUGGUGGAAGCAGCGGAGAGCAGCCACCAUCCUCCUAUGACUUCGUCUACCUCCCUAUUGAUUUCAUGAACAAAUGCAAUGUGGGAUAUGGAUUCGUGAACAUGACGUCGCCGGAGGCAACAUGGAGGCUAUACAAGGCGUUUCACCAUCAAAACUGGGAGGUUUUCAACUCCAAGAAGAUCUGCGAAGUUUCAUAUGCUAGAUUGCAGGGCGUGGAGGCAUUGAAGGAGCACUUCAAGAACUCAAGGUUUCCAUGCGAGGCGGAGGAUUACAUGCCUGUGGUGUUCGCUCCGCCGCGAGAUGGCCGGACACUGACUGAACCAUUACCGAUCGUAGGACGAAGUAUCAUAACGUCAUCGGAUCAUGAAUCGAGUGUGACAGAAAGCGAAUGUUGUAAUAAUAGUAAUAAUACUUUGGUUGUAGAAGAUGUGAAUUCCGAUGAUAGUAACGGCGGCGCUGCCAGUGACGGCGGCGGCGGUGGUGAUGAUUGA